UCCCGAUCCCGAUCCCCGUCCUGGUCCCACCCCGCUGACCCCCCCAUGGCCAAGCAGAGCCCUGCGGAGCCGCAGGCGGCGGUGCCGAGCGGCGCGGCCCGCGGGAAGAGCAAGAAGAGGAGGAAGAAGAGGAAGGCCCUCGGGGAAGCGGCGGCCGCGUCCAAAGGCCCCGGCAUGGCGGCUGUGGGUCCCCCCCGCAACCCGCAGGAGUUCUCCUCCAACUGGAAGGCGCUGCAGGAGCUGCUGAAACAAAAGGCAAAUAACUCCAAGAAGCCCAUCCCCACGGGUCAAACAGACACCAAAAAGAAGCAGCCACUCAAAGCAGCCAAAAGCCCAGAAGUCCCAGCAGUCAAUGGGAAUGGGAAUGUGGUAAAGGUAAAAUCCACAAAUAAAAUGGAAAAUGGUGCUGCUAAAGCUCCUUUGGCCAAGCCAGAAUCCAAGGGGGUUACAGCAAAUAAGAACUUAAAUGGCACCAAAAGCAAUGGGAAAAGCAGCAAAGAAAAAAGAAAAAAUGGCAUUGUUGUGAAGGAGAAGGACGAGCUGAAACACAAGAGGAGGAAAGCUGAGGAACCCCUGGAGCAGCAGCCCAAAGAGGCUGACAUCUGGUUUGAUGAUGUUGAUCCCAAAGAUAUUGAAGCAGCACUAGGACCUGAAGCAGCAAAAAUUGCCAGAAGGAACCUGGGGCUUGAAACAGAGCAAUGCCAGUCUGUGGAGAAGGUGCUGGUUAAGGAAAAGGCUUUUGAUGGGCUGACCAGGGCCGUGGCCAUGGACUGUGAGAUGGUGGGGGUGGGCCCCAAGGGCGAGGACAGCAUCUUGGCUCGGGUGUCCAUCGUCAACCAGUUUGGCAAGUGUGUGUAUGACAAAUUUGUCAAGCCCACGGAGAAGGUGACAGACUACAGGACAGCUGUCAGUGGCAUCUGGCCUCAGAACGUAAAUUCAGGUGAAGACUUCAAAACAGUUCAGAAGGAGGUGGCUGAGAUCCUGCAGGGAAGGAUUUUAGUUGGGCACGCCCUGCGGAAUGACCUAAAGGUCCUACUUCUUGAUCACCCUCACAAGAUGAUCAGGGACACACAGAGAUACAAACCUUUCAAAGAGAGAGUCAAGAGUUCCAGGCCAUCCCUGAAGCUGCUGUGUGAGAAGCUGCUCAGUGUGCAGGUGCAGACAGCAGAGCACUGCUCGAUCCAGGAUGCACAAGCAGCUAUGAGACUUUACACCCUGGAGAAAAAGAAAUGGGAAGCUGCUGUUAAGAACAAAGCUAACAAGAAAAAUUGUAAAGCUUAAAAAACACAGGGCAGAAUCUUUCAUCUGCAGCAUUUGCUGGUUUGAUGUCACAUUCCAGAUUUGGAGAGAAGUCAGAACUGACAGCAGCUACUUCAUAAAAUCAAUCCAAAGACAAUGCUACAAUAGCCUGGAAGUACAGGAAUGCUGCUGGUAUCCCGUGCCUGAUGCCUGCUACUGUGCUCAACCAACCUUUGUAACAAAUCCCUGAAGCUGGGAAGAACUUCAUCAGUUAAAUUCCUUCAACAGAAAUAGACACUGAAUAAGUUAAAAAUAUUAAAUUAUGAUAGACGAAGGAAGAAACUGUCAAACUCCGAGGAUUAAGAUCUUUAUUUCAAGUAUGUUGAGGCCCACAAAGUGAUGUCUACUGCAAGGUGAAUUCUUAAUUAUUGCUGUUACACAGUUGUGGUACCCAAACCAUCAAUAAAUACCCGUUUGUAUAUUAUUAAUAGCCCAAUAUUCUUUUUUUCUGGUGAGAAGAAUCCUCUAAUGGAGGCUCCAGGCUUUUGUAUCCAGCAGUUUUGAAAGUGUUGCAUCCACCAAGGUCAGAAUCUCCUGGAGAGAAACGAGAGAAUUGUCAGACAGAAGAUUACCUUGUUGCUCCACUUAUUUUUGUAUUCAUUUAUUAAUAAAAACAAUGUGUCUAACACAGGUCUUUGAAGUGGCUGCUGUUACAACAGGAGAGGGAGCUUUCUCCCCUUCUGGGAUUAUUUUUUUCUGUGCUACCUUGGGGCUGCAGUGUUCAUUGAAAGGGUGCAGGCAAUGCCUGCAGGAGAACAGUUUGUGACUGUCUUUGAAAACAAUUCUGUAAAUACAAAACUAAAAUCAGCAAAAUUAAGACUAACCAGUUCUAUUGGCUUGAUGAACAAACCUAAUUAUUGGUUUCUUGCCAGCAAGCCAUUGCAAAAGAAAUAUUAGUGUAACACAUUAAAUAGCUCUGGUAACUUUGCUGGUUUUUCCUUUUUUUUCAGUGUGACUACUUGGUGAAAUUUAAUGCAAGUUAAAUCUUCCCACAAACUUCAGAGAGGUUUUUUUGGGUUUUUGUUUAUUUGUUAACAAUGCCACUUCCAAAUCAAAAAUAAAUUGGAUGUAAUAUACUUAUGGCUUUAUUCCUGUAAACUUCAGCCUGGUUUAGCAUGAGGACUGCAAUAAAUUAAUGUAAUGUUGCAA
This is a messenger RNA of Zonotrichia albicollis (white-throated sparrow), 2448 nucleotides long. It is a transcript of the gene REXO4, whose product is annotated as REX4 homolog, 3'-5' exonuclease. Gene Ontology annotation, cellular component: nucleus. Gene Ontology annotation, biological process: rRNA processing; DNA catabolic process. Lineage: Eukaryota; Metazoa; Chordata; Aves; Passeriformes; Passerellidae. The record is from RefSeq and is a predicted model, not a curated record. Gene Ontology annotation, molecular function: nucleic acid binding; 3'-5' exonuclease activity.